AUGAGCGACGCAGCCGUUGAAGCCGCUCUGGCAUCCACACCUGAGCCCGCUGCGCCUGCGCCAACCUUUGAAGGAGAGAACAAAUUUCAACAUGCGAUCUCAGCAUGGAGGACAAUCGAUCUCACAACUCUUGUCUCGAACCUAGAUAACACUGCUUCCGACAUUGUCGCCUAUCAACGUGACUCAACUGUUCAGCGUAAAGAACUGGCACAAAAAACGAAGGAGUUUCGGAAACUCGAUGAUUCUUCCAAAUUGACAGAAAUCAAGGGCUUGUUAAAAUCCUAUCAAACCUUUAUCGAUCUUCUCACGAACCAUUCCAAGUCUGUCAACUCGGCCUUUCUGCAGACAUAUGCCUCUUUCUCCGAUGCGCCCGACCCGUACCCACUCCUUGAGGCCUCGGUCGACUCGAUGCUCCUCGCUGAGGAUACUUUACCGAAAAUAACGGAAGAGAACCAACACCUACAAGAAAAUGUUACAGCUCUCACAACCCAGUUGGAGGAUGUCGAAUCGAAGCUACAGACUGAGCGAAAAUCUCGAAAGGAUUUAGAGGAGAACCUCGAGAAACGUGUCAAGGAAGUCGAGACAUCAUGGACUGCUGUCCUAGACGAGAAGACGGAUAAUUGGGAGGCCAAGGAAAAGACCCUGGAGGAUAAGGUUGAGAAGCAAGAGCGCCUGUUGACUGAGAUGCGUGCAAGCUAUGAAGUCAACCAACGAUUGGGCAAGAAUGGCGAAGAACAAGAGGCCCAGCGCAACCAGGUCUCAAGUGCCGAGCUUGAGAUGCUUCACUCUGACUUGGAUCGUACGAGUGCUCGUCUCGCUGAAAUUGAAGCCCGUAACGAGCAGAUGCGUCUAGAACUCGCGCAGGCCAAGUCAUCAGCCCAGCAGCAACCUGAAACAAACCUUGAAGACGACCCAGGUUACAUGCGCGUGAGGUCAGAGAACCAAUCUAUGAUUCGCAAACUGGACGCUGCCCGCGUGGAGAAAGAAGGCCUCAAGCGAGAUUUGGACGGUAAACUACGAUCUAUCGAAAGAGAGGUGAAUGCUCUAAAGGAAGAGAGGGACACAUUGAAGAAUAAGGUGCAAAAGUGGGGCGAUUAUGAUGAGAUAAAACAAGAGCUCGAGGUUUUGAAGAGCAUCGAGUUCUCUACAGGUGACGAUGACGAGGUACGAGAGCAUCUCGAGUCGAAGGAUGCGGAGGGCAACUCCUUGGAGAAGCUCCUUUUGGCACGCAACAAGAAGCUCGGCGAUGAAUUGACAGUUCUGCGUGUCUCGCACAACGACUUGCAGAGCCGUUUGGAAGAUCUUCAAGAAGACCUCUCAAGAACAAACGCAGAAUUGGAGCGGUCUCAGAAGCUCAACCAGAAGUUAGAGACUGACUUGGAGACAAUCCAGGAGGAGGGCGCCAAUGCAUUCCCGUCUGGAGCAUCUGUUGCUGGAACAUAUGUCACUCGGGCAGUUGGACGUAAGAGUGGUAGGAUUUCGCCCACAUCAUCAAUCAUCAGUGGUAUGGAUCCUCGGAUGGGAGGUGGCGAGCCUGGCGAGCGAGUCUACGGAGGUGGCUCAGGCAUGCUACCAAUGGUCACGGCCCAGCGCGACCGUUACAAGAAGAAGAACGGAGAAUUGGAGGAAGAGCUGUCCAACACACACCGGACAGUGUCACAACUGCGCCAGGAGGUCGCGGCACUGCAGAAGGACAACCUGAACCUCUAUGAAAAGACAAGAUACGUCUCGACAUACAACCGAGGGGGUGGAGCAGCAACAUCGUCUGCGUAUGGCGCAAACCCCAACCCGUCGACGGUGUCGAUUGGCGAAACAGGUAACCCUGGAAUCGCCAUGGAUCGAUACCGGCAGGCAUAUGAGUCCAAUAUCUCUCCAUUUGCAGCUUUCCGCGGGCGGGAAUCUGCUCGAGCCUACAAGCGGAUGAGUCUACCAGAGCGGGCAGUCUAUUCACUGACUCGUACAGUUCUUGCUUCAAGAACCAGUAGAAACUUGUUUGGAGCAUACUGCGUGGCACUUCAUUUGCUGGUCUUCAUGUGCUUGUACUGGAUGAGUUCGUCGGAUGUCCAGCGGGUAACCCAUCUCGAGUCUGCAGCGGCAGCGGCAGCGGGAGUGGCCGGGGGCUCACUUGGCAGUCCAAUGGACGGAGCGCCUAAAGAUCCCGCCAAGUAG
Molecule: messenger RNA, 2169 nt
Organism: Fusarium pseudograminearum CS3096
Lineage: Eukaryota; Fungi; Ascomycota; Sordariomycetes; Hypocreales; Nectriaceae
Exons: 3
Coding region: 1-2169 (722 amino acids)
Biological process (GO): intra-Golgi vesicle-mediated transport
Cellular component (GO): Golgi membrane
Source: RefSeq, a predicted model, not a curated record